Molecule: messenger RNA, 2690 nt
Organism: Pelmatolapia mariae (spotted tilapia)
Lineage: Eukaryota; Metazoa; Chordata; Actinopteri; Cichliformes; Cichlidae
Exons: 9
Coding region: 80-1054 (324 amino acids)
Biological process (GO): negative regulation of T cell proliferation; immune response; T cell costimulation
Cellular component (GO): external side of plasma membrane
Source: RefSeq, a predicted model, not a curated record
CCUCGGUCAGUUAAGGCUGUACGACCCAGUCCAGGGAUCAGAUCUUCGCGGUGAAGAGGAGCGUGUAAUGUAAGGAAACAUGGCCUCCAGUGGAAUCAUUGUAUUCAUUUUCACUGUCCUCUGCAUCUGUGCAGUUAAGAGUGGAUUUAUAAAAGUGGAAUGCAAAGCUGAAAAUGUGGGACACUAUGGCCAACAGUCACUGCUGGAGUGUGUCGUCAAAACAUCAUCAGAUGUAACUGAUCCAAAUAUUCGUGUGGUUGCUUGGAAAAAACUGACCUCUCCAGAAGACGGAGGUGAUCUCGUGUUGGCUUUUCAAAGAGGGAAAUUGGACCAGCCAAAGCGAGGUUACAGGUUUGCUGAACCAUCAUGGAACGAGAAGAACAUGAAUGUAUCUCUGCUCAUUACCAACACUGCAGUGGCAGACAAUGGAGAUUACAAGUGCAUAGUGAUUACAGACAGUGGUGAUGACAGCAUAGUCACUACGCUUAAAGUCCAAGCCAAAUACAGUAUCUCGACUGUAUACUCCAUCCCUGAGAAAAUUGUCCCAAAUAAAGGCAGUACCCUGGUCUGUGAGUCUCAUGGAGGCUACCCAAAGGGAACACUUCGCUGGUUUGAUGAAGAGAAUCAUGACUGGACAAAAAGCUCUGAAAUGGAGGCGACACAGUCAGACGAUGGUUUGUUUCAACUCACAAGCAGACUGUCUUUGUUGGGAGGAUCCACUUUCCCAAAGUAUACCUGCGCUGUGUUCAAUGCCAGUGGAGGCAAAGUGGAUGAGAAAACAUUUGAAACCAACAUACCACCAUCAUCACCCCUAGAAUCUCCAGGGAGUUCUGGCCUCUUGUCACCUUAUACCUCUAAAGUAGUUGCUCCUUUGGUGGUUAUCGGCUCACUGAUCAUAGGGUUGCUGUUGCUGUUGUUGUACAAAAGGCGAUCUCAAAAGACUCGGAGGAACUCUACAGCACCCCUUAUGGGUGGUCGUGAUGCAGUUCCUACAGAUCUUGAGGAAGGUUAUAACUCUCCUGAAGAUGAAUCAAUCAAUCAAGACCAGUCCUGAGGAGGCACCAUGUACCAGAUGAAUAUACUGUAAUAAUUUACUGCCAACACUCCCUUGUUUGCCAACUGCAGCCUUCUCUGUACUUUCCUUUUGCAAACAUUUUGUAUAACUAGGAAUAACCUAUAUUACUGUGAUUUAGCAGGCAAGCUGUAAGAUCUUUAUUCACACAAGCUCUGUAUUUAAACAAGCAGGUCUUGAGCUUAAGCCAACAUCCUCGCUGAAUCAAGCCAAGAUCAACUAUAAGAGAGGGGGACGUUACAGGCCAAGGGACUUUAAAACGAGGCUCAAAAUGGAACAUCACCAAGAUGUUUCAUAAGAGUUGUUUGGUUCAGGAAAUGUUUAUACAUAAAUAAUACAACUUUAUUGAGUCCAUGUAGAAGCUGUAGCCUUUGGCAUCCAAUCAGGAGCAGCAUUUCUUCUCACUUCCUCUUCUCAUGUUCUGUCAGGGUUGUAAGGGGAAUACUAAAUCAUGUUUUUGGGAUAGCGGCAAGUUUUUAUAUUCUUCUGUAUGAACAGUAUAUAUAUACAUGUGUGUGUCUGUGUGUGGAUAUGUGUUAAGUGGCUCUAACUGAGUAAUCUUUUCCACUGAUCCAUGUAACUCAGUAAUUUGUCUCAGAAGUGUAAAUGUGCCAAAAGUUAGCAACAACUAUUCUUACUGUUAGCAAAUCCCAUCAAAAAUAAAAAAUCACCAGUGUGCUCGUACAGUUCCAAAGUUUUCCAAGUGUAAGCUAUAUAAAUAUAUUGUUUUAUAAAAAAUAUUAAUGUCACAUAGACAAUGAGAUGAGAUAUGUAGGACUGUUUGGCACUGAAUUGCUGAAUACACUGGAUGUUUGUCAGAGCAACAUUUCACUGCCUUGAGUGUUGCUCUGACAAACUCUUAACUGUUAUUAUUUCACAAGGAACAGUUGAUUUUUUUUCUAGGAUUUGUUGCUAUUUUUUAAGUGUUUUUGUUCAGGAGUUCGUUUUUUUGUGUGUUUUUUUUUAAAUUCUCGUAUCUCUUUAAGUCUCAUACUCUUCUUAACUCACUGGGAACAGUUUGACGUAGGAAAUUUCAUAUCCCUUUUCUAACCACUGGUAAUUUCAUGUCACAUGAUUAGCACCUGUCACUUGUGAGAUACAUGGUAUGUGGUCUCUAAAAGCCAAAUGCACUAUAUUGUUUCUAUUUUUGUUUGAGCCGUGACUCUGCUUAUGCAACUUUUGUCAAGUUCACUGUGAAAUCAAUCCACACAAACUCUGGUGGUAAAAGUUUGAUUUCAUUCUAUUCUUCAGAUAAGAGCUUGUACAAAUCAGGAAGCCUCUGGUACAGUACCGAGAUUAAUCAUUCACCAACAAGUCAAUAAUUUGCCAUUGAUUUUUUAUGAUGAAAAAACAUGAGCUUCACAAUAAAGCAAUUCUAAUUUAAGCUCUACUUUCAACUUUGAAUCAGAAGAAACACUUACUACCAAAAAUGUUAAAGGAUCACCUGUAAACUUUUGUAUACACUGUGUUUUUAAAUCUGUGAAUUUAUACUCCAGUUAAGUGUAGAAAAACCUUACUCUGAUCUGUUGACUACAAAGAAAGUUUAAGUUUCUUUACAGUUUGCUUUAUUUGAAAGACAUCUGUUCAUUAUUGUUUUGUAAUAUGAUUAAAAGUUCUA